Molecule: messenger RNA, 844 nt
Organism: Oreochromis aureus
Lineage: Eukaryota; Metazoa; Chordata; Actinopteri; Cichliformes; Cichlidae
Gene: dnph1
Product: 2'-deoxynucleoside 5'-phosphate N-hydrolase 1
Exons: 4
Coding region: 97-531 (144 amino acids)
Biological process (GO): deoxyribonucleoside monophosphate catabolic process
Cellular component (GO): nucleus
Molecular function (GO): 5-hydroxymethyl-dUMP N-hydrolase activity
Source: RefSeq, a predicted model, not a curated record
UCUGAGCUCAGGGCGCAGGCUCCGGCAUCGUCACCUGUUUCCGGUGACGUAUAGCGACAGCGCGGGAACAGUCAGUAGAGUCUGAGUAGAAACAGGAUGAAGGUUUAUUUCUGCGGCAGCAUCCGCGGCGGGAGGGACGACGUGCACGUGUACCGGAGGAUCGUGCACGCGCUACAGAGCUACGGGACCGUACUGACCGAACACGUGAGCAGCGCCGAGCUCAGCGACAGAGGAGAGAACAACGCAGCGUCCGGGGACCGAGCCAUUCACGACCGAGACUUGGAUUGGCUGCAUCAAUCUGAUGUGGUCGUUGCCGAGGUGACGCAGCCGUCUCUGGGUGUCGGCUACGAGCUCGGCCGGGCCGUCGACAUGAAGAAGAAAGUCUUCUGCCUGUUUAGACCGUCAUCAGGACGGAUCCUGUCGGCCAUGAUCCGAGGAGCCGCCGACGUCGAGAACUUUGUGGUGCGAGAUUACAGCGAGGAUGAGGUGGAGAAGGUUCUGGAAGAGUUCUUCAGCAGCCUGAAAAACUGAAAGCAGCUGUUCCAGAUGUGCACCGCCUUCCUGAAUAAAGUGAAGCCCUGUGAUUGGUCAAUGUUUGUUAAAAUCAAUACGAUUUCUUUUCCAAUUGAGAUCGUGAAUGUUCUUCUGCUUUUAAUGUGAAGGGACAUGCUUCACGUGUCUCUGAGGUCAUUUCCUGCUGAAAUGGUCAUUAUGGUUCUGAUGGUUUCAGGUGAUUCUCUUUUAUUUUUGUCCUGAAAGUGUUUUAAAUUCAAAGACUCUGAUUUGGUUCAUACUUAAUGUAAAAGUUCAAAGGUCACCCUGCAUUAAAAUACUCUGGACAGUC